Messenger RNA from Ilex paraguariensis (yerba mate), 516 nucleotides. NCBI's taxonomy places the organism in Eukaryota, Viridiplantae, Streptophyta, Magnoliopsida, Aquifoliales, Aquifoliaceae. The record is from the annotation of a GenBank genome assembly.
AUGCCGAAAAAUGUGGGACCCACCAUUUCUGGGAAGUUCCGUGACCGUGACCGUGACUCAAGACUUCCCCUCCCACCACUUCUCACCCCACGGUGUUCAAUGACUCUCCAUCGUCCGAUCAAUCUACUCCGACGGCUAAGAUCUUGGCUCGCUGCUCAACGCUUGCCAGCUAGGACUGGCUUGUUCGUGUUUUGGAAUCUGGAGGGUUUAUUUAAUCAACACGACAACACCGCUACCACGUCAGAUGUGAAUCGAACGGCCUGGACGGUUCCCCUUUUUUAUAUCGGGAAGAUCUUGAUCGUUGGUAUCACUUUUCAGAAGAUUUUGGCCGUUGGAUUGGUUUUGGGAAUGGGACGGUGGAGAUCGGAGUACUUGUCAAAAAGCAUUGAUCUGAUUCAUCCACGAGGGUUUGGAGAGAUAUUGAAAUACCGGAAAGAUGAUGAGAUAGAGAGCAGAAAAAGAGGACAAGGGAGAGAGAAGAGAGAAAGUGAGGAUAGAGAGAAAAGGCGAAGUUAG